Cetraspora pellucida is the source of this 243-nucleotide messenger RNA. Lineage: Eukaryota; Fungi; Glomeromycota; Glomeromycetes; Diversisporales; Gigasporaceae. The record is from the annotation of a GenBank genome assembly.
AUGUUUGCUCCUCGACAACUUGCUAAAAUUCUGAUUUCUCAUGAUAGAGAUCCUCUUUCACUCAAAUCUGAUGACAGAGAUGAAUUUGAAGGAAUGUUUAACAAAUUUGAAUAUGAAGAUGAGAACUUGGAAGAAGCUAAAGGUUAUUUUACCAAAGAAGUCUCAAGUAAUGAACUGUAUAAUAUUCUUGGAGAGACUAUUUUUCACUUAGCAUUUACCUUGCCAAUAUCAAAGAACUUCUGA